Rubroshorea leprosula is the source of this 2883-nucleotide messenger RNA. The record is from the annotation of a GenBank genome assembly. Lineage: Eukaryota; Viridiplantae; Streptophyta; Magnoliopsida; Malvales; Dipterocarpaceae.
UUGUUUCUUCCCCAUUUAGCAACCCAUACACAAUCGGAACUCAGUGCGGUUUCCACUUGCCUUGGUUCCUAAGAUUCAUGUUAGUUACGGCGGUGUGGUGGAUUUCUGUUUGCCCGUUUUCUUCUAAACACGUCAAUUUGAGGUCGAAAGUGUUUCAAGAAUGCUGGUGAAAUGUGGAGGAGUUUAGGGUUUGAGGCGCAGCAUCUCGAUCGCAAAAUGUGGCUUAAUUGCGAUAUCAGUUGAUAGGUGAACUUGAUCUCUUCAGAUUCACCGGAGGUUCGAGUUUGUUCGCUCUAAAUUUAGGUGAUUUUUGUUCUCUUUUAUUGUUUUAAGUUUAGGGUUUAUUGAUCCGAGGUGAUAAAACUGCAAAAGGGUUUACUUUCUGAAUCUGGGUACAUCCAGUUCUGCUUGUUUCGCUGGGUUUUUAUAGAUUAUUUUUGGGUUUCAUUUGCUGGAGGGAGAUACGGGUUUAAGAGAUUUUUGGGUCUUAUGAAGUUCUUUGUGCCGUUCCUUUUCUGGGUAUUGUUGCUAUUGUAGGAUGAAGAGGGUUAAAGGUGAACCUCCUAAUGCUAGGAGGUGCAAGUUGUCUCAUUUCCUAUUUGGUAUAGCAGUAUUGUACUUGGUCUUCAUUGCAUUUAAAUUUCCACAUUUUUUGGAAAUAGCGGCAAUGUUGAGUGGGGAUGAUACUUAUAUUGGAUUGGAUGGGAAAUUGAUGGAGGAUACCAGUGAGGCAGAUUUAAACAGACCAUUAUUUUCUGUUUACAAGGAUGCAUUUCACCGAAAGUUGGAAGAUAACCAGAAAGAUGCACCUUUGAUGCCUAACAAGGGACCUUUGGAGGAGGUGAAAGGUGGGUUGCAGCCAUUAAAGCCACUUCAGCACCGAUAUGGUCGAAUAACAGGUGAGAUUAUGCGACGAAGAAAUAGAACUAGUGAGUUGUCAGUGCUUGAGAGAAUGGCAGAUGAAGCUUGGACAUUGGGAUUAAAGGCCUGGGAAGAAGUGGAUAAGUUUGAUGGAAAGGAGAUUGGACAGAGUUCCAUGUAUGAGGGGAAGCCUGAGUCUUGCCCUUCAUGGUUAUCAGUGAGUGGAGAAGAAUUGUCAAAUGGAGACAGAUUAAUGUUCCUUCCUUGUGGUCUUGCUGCUGGUUCUUCUAUUACAGUUGUGGGAAGGCCACAUUAUGCUCAUCAGGAGUUUGUGCCACAGCUUGCCAGGAAGAGGUUUGGUGAUGGCACCGUCAUGGUUUCACAUUUUACAGUUGAAUUGCAAGGACUAAAGUCUGUUGAUGGUGAGGAUCCACCAAAGAUCUUGCAUUUGAAUCCUCGAUUAAGAGGAGAUUGGAGUCAUAGACCAGUCAUUGAGCACAACACAUGCUACAGAAUGCAAUGGGGUACAGCACAGAGAUGUGAUGGUUUACCAUCCAUGGAUGAUGAUGAUGUUCUUGUUGAUGGAUAUCGAAGAUGUGAAAAAUGGAUGAGAAAUGAUAUUGUAGACUCAAAAGAGUCCAAGACAGCUUCAUGGUUCAAAAGGUUCAUAGGACGGAAGCAGAAACCGGAAGUUACUUGGCCAUUUCCUUUUGUAGAGGGCCGGUUGUUUAUAUUGACCCUGCGUGCUGGUGUUGACGGAUUCCAUAUUAAUGUUGGGGGUCGACACAUUACAUCAUUUCCAUAUCGGACGGGUUUUACACUUGAAGAUGCAACAGGAUUAGCAAUAAAAGGAGAUGUGCAUGUUCAUUCUGUUUAUGCAACAUCUCUUCCUUCAUCUCAUCCAAGUUUCUCGCCUCAGAGAGUACUUGAAAUGACUCCAAAAUUGAAAGCUCCUCUUCUGCCUAAGAGCCCUAUUAAACUCUUUAUUGGUGUUCUUUCUGCUACCAAUCACUUUGCUGAACGCAUGGCAGUGAGAAAAACUUGGAUGCAAUCUUCAAUGAUCAAAUCCUCAGAAGUGGUAGUUCGUUUCUUUGUUGCAUUGAACCCAAGGAUGGAGGUGAAUAUAGUGCUGAAGAAGGAGGCUGCUUAUUUUGGUGAUAUUGUGAUUUUACCAUUUAUGGACCGAUAUGAGCUUGUGGUUCUUAAAACCAUUGCUAUUUGCGAGUUUGGGGUUCAGAAUGCAACAGCUGCUUACAUCAUGAAAUGUGACGAUGACACAUUUGUAAGAGUGGAAACUGUCUUGAAAGAAAUUGAAGGAAUCUCUCCCAAAAAGUCCCUCUAUAUGGGUAAUCUUAACCUCUUACAUCGUCCCUUGAGAAGUGGAAAAUGGGCAGUUACUUAUGAGGAAUGGCCAGAAGCGGUGUAUCCUCCUUAUGCAAAUGGACCUGGAUAUAUAAUUUCCAGUGAUAUUGCUAAAUAUAUUGUCUCACAACAUGGCAACAGAAGAUUAAGGCUUUUCAAGAUGGAGGAUGUGAGCAUGGGAAUGUGGGUUGAACAAUUCAACAGUUCCACACCCGUCCAGUAUUCCCACAACUGGAAAUUCUGUCAAUAUGGCUGCAUGCAGGACUAUUUUACCGCUCAUUACCAAUCCCCAAGGCAGAUGAUCUGCCUCUGGGACAAGCUGGCGAGAGGUCAGGCACAUUGCUGUAACUUUAGAUGAUGUCUUAAAUAGGUAGCACCCUCUUCCUCUUCCCCACCACCCUGUGCCAUCAUUUACGCCUGCCAAAUUUUGCCUAUUGAAGUCAGCUCCAGAGAUGCGGCUGUGUUGAGUUAUAGCCCUCUUUUUUACAAGAGGCAGAUCGAUUCUCCUUGUAACCUGUCAUAUCUGAUAUGUAGGUCAUCACAAUUUGACUUGAAUCGGAAAAAGGCAAUGCUAAUUGUAGAAAUAUGUUGGCACCCAGGAGCUUGGUGCAAUUUGAAAUGAACCUUCUCUUCCUUGGUUGCAAAACCUCUGUUAAUUGU